Messenger RNA from Amoebophrya sp. A120, 6398 nucleotides. The record is from the annotation of a GenBank genome assembly. NCBI's taxonomy places the organism in Eukaryota, Dinophyceae, Syndiniales, Amoebophryaceae.
AGGACCACCGUCGUGGAAAAGAGGUCCCCACCACAGCUACUGCUUAGUAGUGUCCAAAUUGGUUCUUCAGAACAAGGGUUCUGCUCGCAGUGUCGCGUCAUCGUACGAGAGCAGUGGAUCGAAGUCCGAUUUAUGAUGAAAAUUUGAUAUUGAGUUAGAAAGAAAAAGUGCGAGGACAAUUUCUCAAAACCUCUCUCGUCCUCUUCCGCUGCAUUCCAUUUCUGUUUUUUCGCCGAAACAAGGAAGGAACAAGAAGCGACCUAGCUAUCUUCAUCCAUUGAUAUCACAGUCUCACUGUAGUGGUCUUUCAGCGAACACCAAAACUGAACCUGUUUUCGACUACGACUCCUUGAUGACCCAAUCAAUUACCCAAGAACGUGCUUAGACCAACUUUGGCUACGGGAAAAAAGAACUUCGGAAUACAUUCGACGAUUACAAUAUAUUUGAAACACAUCGGCGAAAUAACACGACUGUUUGCUACAAAGUCGAUAAGUAUCCUCCUAGAAAUAGGCUGAGAACAAAAUGGGUGUGCCAACCUUCUUUCGCUGGCUGUGUACCCGGUACCCCAAGACCAUCCGGGACGCAGUGGAGAAGGAGCUGAUCGAGAAGGAUGGUCGUUUCGUGCCAAUCGACAUCAACGAGGAAAACCCGAUAUCCUGUGCAAAAGUAUCGCACUCGUAUUGCAAUCAUGCAUUACAAAUCUUUUUCUUAAACGUUAAUCAGCAUUACAAAUUUUAUUUCUCAUGCUGAGGAAAUUCGUAAUGCAUUUAUACGAGUGCGAUUGCGAUACUUUUGCAAUUCAUACCCGAACGGCGGGUUCGACUGUCUCUACCUGGAUAUGAACGCAAUCAUUCACCCUUGUUCCCACCCCGAGGAGGGAAAACCGCCAAAAAACGAGGGGGAGAUGUUUGAGUUGAUCUUCCUGUACAUCGACAGGUACAGAUGAAUUUACGAUAAUAUUAUGGUGAACAUUUCAUUAGUUGUGCUUGUGCGGUAGAACAAGCAUGGCGUAAUUAUUUGGUGGGACGAGGAGGAACACGAACAGUUACAUUACUAGAAUUUUUGCAAAAUUGCAAAACCUUGGACGUAAAAAUAAACGCCUCGCUUGUAAUAUUUUGCUACGGUCGUCGUGUAUGUCUUUGCACUAAAUGACGUGGCAAAAGAGAAAAAUCGCCAAACAUUGAUUCCGCAGGCCCGUGUGCGAAGGUAUUUUUUUCAAAAAAAAAAACAGGAUCAUCCGUAUCGUCCGACCCAACAAGCUGCUCUACAUGGCAGUCGACGGCUGCGCGCCGCGUGCCAAGAUGAACCAGCAACGGGCGCGUCGAUUUCGUGCGGCCCAGGAACGCGACGAACAGGCAGCGGAAAAGGAGAAGCUCAAAGCCGAGUGGGAGGCCGAAGGCAGGAAAUUGCCACCGAAACAGGCACUGGCAGCCGCGUUCGACUCGAAUGUUAUCACACCAGGUACAACUACUAGCGCGAAAGAUUAACAUAUGCGAAUGAUUUGUUCAUCUCUAUACCUUUUUUCCGUCGUGGAAUAGGAAGACGAGUUUUUUUUUUCCAUCACGCAACCAAGAACAUAGAAACAAUUAUGCCUUAUCAUCAUCACGACAUCUUCACAGGAACGAAGUUUAUGUGGGACCUGAACGAGGCUAUUAAGUACUACAUCCACGAGCGAACGAACUUCGAUCCUUUGUGGCAAAAACUCCGGUUCCGCGUGAUUCUGUCCGACUGCCAGAUUCCCGGGGAGGGAGAGCACAAGUUGAUGGACUUCAUCCGAAUUCAGCGGGCCCAGCCCGAGUACGACCCGAACACGCGGCACUGCAUCUACGGCGCGGACGCGGAUCUGAUCCACCUGGCGCUGGCCAGCCACGAAACGCACUUCCACAUCAUUCGUGAGGUGGUCUUGCCAAAAGAGGAGAAGAAGCAGGACCCCUGGGAGCAGUUCGAGGCCGAUGAGGAGGAGGCGGAGGAGGUCGCGAAGGCCAAGCCCUUCCAGUUCAUCAACAUCGGCGUGCUGCGCCAGUAUUUGUACUUCGAGUUCGAACCCCUCCGGGACAAGCUGCCCUUCCCGUACAACUUCGAGCGGUGCGUGGACGACUUCGUCUUCUUCUGUUUCUUCGUCGGGAACGAUUUUUUACCGCACUUGCCCUCCUUGAACAUCAGGGACGGCAGCAUCGACAUGAUGAUUCUGCUCUACCUGGAAACGCUCCCCAAACUCGGCGACUACCUGACCGACGCGGGGACCUUGAACCUGGAAACGACGGAGAAGUUUCUGGAGGACCUCGGGUCCGUCGAGGAUCAGGUGUUCAAAAACCGGCUCGCGCGGGAGGCCAAGCAGAAGCAGGAGUUCGACGAGGCGCGGGACGGGGGCAAGGGGCUGGAGGAACUGGAGAAAAACGUGGAGGACGACGAGGAGGAGGCGAAGAUCGAGCGGAUCAAGCGGGAAAAGCGCGACAAGGAACUGCAGGAGAAGAAGACCAAGGGCGAGUCCGCGAAGGGCAUGGCGGAGGGGAAGAAGAAGAAAAAAAUCGUCCGGAAAAAGAAGGGCAUCGAGGUGAAAAAGGAUGCGGACAAGAAGGAGGCCAGCGAAAAGAAGGACGAAAAAGCAUCGCCAAAGAAUUCGCCGAAGCAGGCCGCGAAGAAGGUCGACGUGACGGCGGCAGCGGAUCAGCUCGCCGCGCUCUUCGACAACGAGGCGGAAUCCAGUAUCCUAUGUAAAAACGUAUCCACCCCAUAGUCAAGAUGGGGAAUCGGCUAGACAAAUCCACAAGCUUUGGCUGUUUCGCAUGACAAAUUUGGACGCGUAGUGUAGUUGUGUUUGAGCUAGUUCAGCAGCAUUACAGAUCUAGUUUCUCAUGCUGAUUGGAGCAUGACAAAUUUCAAAACACCAUUAGAAAAUGCUUCUCAUGGGGCUCCGCAUGAGAAACAUUUUAAGCAUGCAGACUUGCGUGACAACUAUGGUGUGGGGACGUUUUUACACAGGAUAUGCAGUUCCGAAGAAGAAGUCGAAGUCACGGAUGACGAGGCCAGCGACGCCGAGAAGCCGAAAGAGAAACCCUCACCCAUGGCGAAGGUACUAGAGAAGAUUUUACCGUCUGCGUUUGCGUAUGAGGAUACAGAGACAGACCCCAAAUAACCCCAUGCAUAUAGUUAUAAUCUUAUCGAUUGGCAGCUCUUUAGUGCUUGGUUCAAGGUGGAGAUGUGUAUUUACUUUUAUCGGAACAGUGGUAGCAAGAGUCUUGAGUUUUGCAUAAGGCAGAAACAGAAAGCGGUUAACGACCGAGGACAUCGACUCUGGCGUCCUGUGAACAAGCGCAUGAAACAACUUUUUUCAAAAAUCACUCACAGCCCGUCGUGAACUCGAAGAGACGCGAGGAGAAGAUGGAAGAAGCGUUUUUGAAGCAGGUGAGAAAUCGUCUGAUAUCAAAAGGAAAAAUCCCCCCUCCCCAUAUCGAAAACGAAAUUUGUGAUGCUGUAUUUGAGUACGCAAGUCGACUUGUAAUGCUAGAAGGCCAAGAGACGCAGCUGUGGCCUCGGCUGCAGGCAAUUUGUCAUGCUGUUUCCCACUUCCAGCUGCCCCCUGUCAUGCUGAAGAUGCAAGGCUUUCCCACGCCAACCAGCACUACAGUCCGCAUCUUUUCCCUUCUAGCAUGACAAAGCUGAUUUGUGGCCACAAAUCUGCAUCGCAGUUUUCUAGUUUGAGUAUGGGGUGGGGGGAUUUUUCACUUUGAUAUCUGAACGACAAGAAGGAUUUCGGUCAGGCCAUGAAGGACACGAUCCGGCUCGGGGAGGGCGCGCACUGGAAGAGGCGGUACUACGCAGAGAAAUUCAAGGUCGAGCAAGAGGAUUUGGUCGAUUUUCUGCAGCGUAUCCGAAAGGCGUACAUCGAGGGAUUGUGCUGGGUACUGAAGAUAUUUUUUCUAUGCACCGAUACUGACUAUGAGUAUGACCAUGGCGAAUAGUACAGUACGACCCACAUCGACGUGGUUAUUGUGUGAAUUUGCGAUAGAAGCGGUUUCUUGUACUUAUAUUCAAAAUAAAUCUUGUAUGUAGAUAUGCACUCGAAGGUGAAGCUCUACCGAGCUACAAAAAAAAUCAGGUGUUGAAGUACUACUACCAGGGAGUGGUAUCCUGGACGUGGUUUUACCCGUACCACUACGCCCCGUUCGGGUCCGACUUGAUUGGUAUGAGCAGUUUGAAUAUGGAUUGUAAAAGUGUCUGGGUCUGGAAGGUUGGGACUUGUAAUGCUAGCUUUCCAUACCUAGAAAAUCUGUAUUGCAUAACCAACAAAAGUCGCAGCCUCUUUUGUCAUGCAAAAACGCAGUUUCUCAUGCGGAUUGCCUAUGAGAAAGCGUUUUAGGAAGUUGUCAUGCCGGACUGCAUUCGAAAGUGUUUUCAUCAUGCAUUUUUAGCAUCACAAGUUUCCAGACCCAGACAUUUUUACAUUUGAUAUUGAAGUGCAGCGACGAGAAGUAUUUCGCCCUGGGUAAGGGUUUCGAGCCCGUGCAGCAGCUAUCAAAUGCAAAAAUGUCUGGGUCUGGAAGAUUGGGGGAGUUUGUCAUGCAAAUUUUACAUGACCUGCGAUGUUGGUGAUGCAUGCCUUCGCAUUACAGAUUUUGUGAAGGCUUUCUCAUGCCUAUACUGCAUGAGAAAUGCCUUCUCAGAAUAGCAAAAAUCUGAGUGCCGUUUGCUGCUCAUGCAAUACAGGUUUUUGCAUCGUCGAAAGUUAGCAUCACAAAUUCCAUUCUUUCCAGACCCAGACAUUUUUGCAAUCCAUAACAGCUGAUGGCGGUGCUGCCGCCCGUGUCCGCGAAGGUGGCCGGGAUUCCGCAGGCGAUGAUGACCCUGAUGGAGGAGCACGACUCCCCCAUCGCGGACUUCUUUCCCACCGACUUCGGGCUCGACCUGAACGGGAAGCGGUUCGCGUGGCAGGGCGUGGUGCUGCUGCCCUUCAUCGACGAACCGCGGUUGCUGCGCAUCCUGGCGCCGAUGAUGACGCAGCUCCAGGGCGACGAAAAGAAGCGGAACAACCCCAGCAUAAACUGCCUCUUCGGCCACGUAUCCGAUCUCAAAAAGAAGGUGCCACCAAAGGGAUCAACAAACAAAAGGCUACUCAGGGACGCGUUUCUGUUCGGGUAUAGUCAAGUGCUUAUGUUGUUUGCAUUGAAAGUUUGGAUUUGCUAUGGCAGAAGAAGUGUACUGACGUACUAUGUUCUACUUCGUAGUCUGACUUCGAUGUAGUUCUCUCCUUUUUAAAAGCGAGAUCAUCGCUGAGCUAAUAUACCGACGAAAACUUAAUUCGUUUCGUUGCGAUUCGAACUCGGCCUGAUUUUCCUCAGCGUGGUGACGCAGUAAAAACUCUACUGCUUACACUUCUACCUCCCCCCAUAAUUUCGACGCCCAGAAAAAAAUGAACACGCAAAAUCAUGCAGGUUCGUCCAGGGCCAGUUUGGCACCGGCGAAGAGAUUCCAUCGCCCAUCGAGGGUCUGGCGGAGGUGGACGAGUCAGAGUGCGUGGAAACCAAGUACUACUUCCCGGACCGUGUGACGCAUUCCAUCGAGCUGUUGGAGAACGCGACGUUUGAACCCCAGGUGGUGGACCAGUCCGACCUCGACGACAUGCAGCGGCUCAAGGGGUUUGGCGGCAUGACCGCGAAGAAGGUUAUCCAGCAAGCCCUCGGCCUGUUCAAGGGCAAGUCCGGGAAGAAGGGCGGCAAAAAGGGCGGCGGCAAGAAGGGCGACAAGGGCGGGGGCAAGAAGGGAAAAGGCAAGAUGGCCAUGCCGCAAGCCGACCAGGGGCCCCGUCGACCCCCCGCCAGAUCCGGACCGUACUAAGCGUGAUGGGAAAUAUAUAAAACUUCUUCGAGAAAUGGAUCUUUUUUCUUUGUGCGGUCGCGCUGAACCGAGUUUGAAGUUUGACUGCGCGUUCGUGCUUUGUUCCCAUGUUUUAACAUAAUUGGUGACGAAGAUAGAAGAAUCCAUUACUGCGGACACGAUAAGAAUCCGUCUUCCACCCGCUCUUCCCGUGUGCAUUGGAACUUCCUUGGAAGUACUAGUAGAUCGUGGUUGGCGAAGUCCAUCGCGGAAACAGACCAAGAUACUUACUUACCAAAGAAAUCAUGAUCACCCACAACGAAAGCGUAAACUCAAAAUCCAUUAACCUAAAGAUGACAAAAGUACGUACUGAAAUUGUGAAGCCAUGAAGCUGCGGGUCUCAUCAACCAGGAGCAGCGAAAUCGUGAAUGGUAAAAAUAAGCGGUUGAUGUACAAGCAGCAUCCUGAUGUCGAGAGACCAAAAUGAAACCUCGUGUCGUCCCGAAUGGAUACUUGCUGUGCAACUACUCUACUGUGAAGGAGACUUUUUAAAAGCGUCUGAGUAGAAAAGCAAAAUAAGGCAU